AUGGUUGCAUCAACCACCAUCAUGUUGUUCAUAGCUCUGGUUUACUGCCUCAGGAAAUCUUUGUACUGGUUAGGAAUCAGCAUAGGGAAAUCUAGGAUCCAACUUUCCCCUCUCUCCGUCAUAUUCGAGGGUGUGCGGUGCCAACGACGUCUGGCGACCGGCACGUCAAAUAUGUCCAUUUCUUCCAUACGAAUCCAAUUUCAUCUUCCGAAGCGCGCACACCCUCGAUGGCUCUCGUUUACUGCCACCGAAAUUGAGGAGAAACAACCAUCUCACCACCUUUCCGUCGCGACAAUACACGCGACAUUAUGGCUCUUUCCGUAUCUACUUCGCUUCACUAGCGGACCAUGGACGAACGUGGGCGUGGAUGAUUUCCGUUUGAGAAUAUACACCUCUCAAGCGACACCUGGAUGGGUCGCAGAUCUGCGGAGCAAUCUAAUUACCUCCAUACUCUCUGGGGAAUACCUAAGGCUGGACGAUUUGAAGACGGGUGUCCUCUUCGGGGACGAAUGGAAGAUAUCAGCAUCAGUACACAACUGGCAUAUCCUCAAUUGGCAGAACAGGAUCUAUUCCCUAGUCAAACUCGACGCCCAAUUACUUCGCAACUGGGUAAAUGACACGGGGAAGUUUGUGAUGAUAGCAGAGGAAUGCAGGUGGACCAAAGUGCGGUCGUUUGAGAAGCGAGGGGAUUCGUUUCUGUGGCAGAUGGUCUACUUUCCUUCCGACCUAUGGAAGUUCAUUCGCGAUCCCAUGAGUUUCAUCGACGUCUACUCGCCGAGGGCAGAUAUCACGUUCGAUAACUUCAGGAUUCGGGAUUCAGAGCUACUCAAAGAACUGGGAGCAAAGGCGAGAGAAAUGUACGAACAACACUACUAG
This is a messenger RNA of Pleurotus ostreatus (oyster mushroom), 876 nucleotides long. RefSeq lists its product as uncharacterized. Lineage: Eukaryota; Fungi; Basidiomycota; Agaricomycetes; Agaricales; Pleurotaceae. The record is from RefSeq and is a predicted model, not a curated record. The transcript has a single exon. The coding region runs from base 1 to 876 and encodes 291 amino acids.